Messenger RNA from Aspergillus aculeatus ATCC 16872, 2721 nucleotides. Its product is annotated as VIT and vWA domain-containing protein. The coding region runs from base 1 to 2721 and encodes 906 amino acids. The record is from RefSeq and is a predicted model, not a curated record. Lineage: Eukaryota; Fungi; Ascomycota; Eurotiomycetes; Eurotiales; Aspergillaceae. The transcript has a single exon.
AUGAAGAAAAUCUGCGGUUGUUGCUAUUUUGAGCGCGAUACUUACGCCUGGGGGUAUAUUCCACAGGUUGGCCUUCAAGCCCACGCAGUCCUACGAGCCACCACCUCGCGCACAACUCUGACCCAGACAUUCAAAAACCCGGGACCUAGGGUGCUUCACGAGGUCUGCUAUCGGUUUCCAUUCUUCGACGGGGUUAGUGUCGUCGGAUUUCGAUGCCAGGUGGGCGAUCGAGUCUUGCGCAGCGAGGUCAAGACCAAAGAACAAGCUGGCCAAGACUAUCAAACCGCCGUCUCGCGUGGCGCCUCAGCUGGUGUGCUUGACCAGUCCAGUCAAGACUCGGACAUCUUUCUACUGCGGCUGGGCAAUGUCCCUCCUCGGGAGACCAUCACAGUGAGCAUCACUGCUGUGGGGGAGCUGAAGACCGACGCGCAAAACGAGGGCAUUCGAUACACCUUGCCAAAUGGCAUUGCACCUCGCUAUGGGUAUAGGGUGGAUCAGGUCGUGUCUACUCUGAUCACCCCAACAGACACGCAAGGCCUCGAAAUAGUUGUAGACGUUGUCAUGGAGAAUGAAAGCGCAAUUCGGAUGGUUCAGUCACCCAGCCAUCCCAUCCGUGUCAGACUGGGCCGGGCUUCAUCCACCCCCGAGGAAUGUACCGAAUUCGCAAAGAACUGUGCCUUCGCAACGCUGCAUGUCGCCAGUGGAAGCCCCAUAUUGGAGCGAGACUUUGUCCUGGUGAUCAAAGCCGAUAAGACAGAUGUUCCUCGGGCUUUGAUCGAAUGUCAUCCCACCCUCCCCAACCAGCGUGCCAUGAUGGCUACCCUUGUACCCCGGUUUCACAUCCCUGCGUCCGACCCGGAAGUGGUUUUCCUGAUUGACCGUAGUGGCAGCAUGUGGGACAAGGUCUCAACUUUAAAGUCUGCUCUCCGGGUCUUUCUGAAGUCGGUGCCCGUGGGCACCUAUCUCAACAUCUGCUCUUUCGGGACCCAGCACCAGUUUCUCUGGGCUCGCAGUCGGGCCUACGAUGGCCCCAGUCUGCAGAAAUCACUGGCUCUGGUAGACUGCCUGGAUGCAGACAUGGGAUGCACGGAGAUGACGGCUGCUGUCCAAGCAACUGUGAAGCGUCGCCUGAAGGGACGGGAGCUGGAGGUUCUGAUUCUCACCGAUGGACAAAUUCACCAACAGCAAGAGCUGUGCGACUUUAUCCGCGCCACUGCGGCUAACCACACAGCUCGCUUCUUCGCCUUGGGCAUCGGCCUCUCUGCUUCUCAUGCCCUUGUGAACGGUAUCGCCCGUGCUGGUGAUGGGAUUGCCCAGUCGGUCGUGCUUCAUGAGGAGCUGGACUGCACUGUCGUGCGUAUGCUCAAGGGGGCUCUGAGUCCGCACAUUUAUGAUUAUUCUUUGACUGUCAACGACGAUGAGCCGAAUGCUGGUCUCGAGGUGGUUAAUCAUGAAGAGCGGGAGCCGGUGCAGGAGCCAGACACCACCACCACCACCACCACCACCCCAGAACCAUCCCCUCGGAGACCUAUCCUGCUCUUCAACCCCAACUCGAGGGACUAUGACACUGAUAUCACAUCGAGCGAGCCUCCAGUUGUGCAGCCUCCGAGUAUCAUUCAAGCUCCACAGCACCUUCCAACCCUCUACCCGUUCAUUCGCACCACGGUCUACCUUCUUCUCACAUCGGCUCGAGCUCCACGCUCGCUGACUAUCCGUGCUUCCUCCAAACAUGGUCCACUGACACUUGACAUUGCCGUGGAAGACAUGGGUUGUGGCGAGACUAUUCACCAGCUUGCAGCCCGCAGGAUAAUCACCGAUUUGGAAGAGUCUGACGGAUGGGUCGCCCGUGCCAAGGACAAGCAUGAUCAGCUCUACAAUUGCGUGACUCAGUCAAGGCUAGCUAUACAGGAAUGUAAACGUCUGGGUCUCCAGUACCAGCUCUCGGGCCACCACACGUCUUUCAUGGCAGUCGAUGAAGGCGCUCUUCUAUCGGGAGAAUGCUCGUCAUCUGGUUCAACUGUCGUGGUGACUCUCCCACACCAACCGGACAUGGGUCCAGACUCAUCUAUGGGUCAUGUCUUACCUGGUUCCUCCAUGUGUUAUGCUAUGUUGAGUGGUUGGAGAGGUGGUUCACUGGGGAUUCCGAGGGGUGGUGCCAGAGGUGGUGCCAGAGGUGGUGUACGAGGUGGCACAAGAGGGGGAGGAAGAGGGGGAGGAAGAGGGGGAGGGCCAGCAGGUGCGAGAGGUGGCGAGAUACCCACCCUACGAGGCGGUGGCAGUCCUCUCGUGCCAGUGCCCCGCUCUGCGACUUUCCCAAGCGCAUCACGGCGACGGAUAUAUUGCGUGAUUGACUUGCAGAUCUUUGACGGAAGCUGGCAAUGGUCACCAGAGCUUUUCGAGGUGUUGGAGCUGGACGAAUCCAUGAUGCGUAGGCAGCUUGUGCGUUGGUGGCAGCAGGCCGGCAUUCAGCCGAGUCAAACGUUUCCACACUGCGACGACGGUUCGCUUCUUGCCACAGUUCUAGCGAUUGAACACCUGCAGGGACGAUGUCAAGAUUCGAGAAAUAUCUGGGAGUUAGUGUGCACCAAGGCAGAACGGUGGCUGGAUGAGCGAACUCGAGCCAUGGGGAAGAGAGGCUGGGGUCUAGUCGGACGUUGCCGAAAACACAUUCAUUCCCUGAUUUCUAACAAGGAGAUUGAAGGACGAAUGGAGAAGGCAUAG